Molecule: messenger RNA, 675 nt
Organism: Microcebus murinus (gray mouse lemur)
Lineage: Eukaryota; Metazoa; Chordata; Mammalia; Primates; Cheirogaleidae
Source: RefSeq, a predicted model, not a curated record
AUGACCACUGUGGCAGGAAGAACUACUGGAGAACCAGGAAGUGAAUUUACAACACAUGAAGCUACAACUGGAGGACCUUCUGCAAUUUCCACAGGAGCCAGGGGUGAAAGCACAGUUUUCACAUCAGGUUCCACGGGAGCCAUAUCUGGCUCAACAAUUGCACCAGGAAGUAGCACCACAGUGCCACCGAAACAGCCUGAAGUAGCAGGUACCACUAGGGCCACGACUGGCACAACUUCUACCCCUACAAGUUCCAACACAGAGGCCACAGCUUCCCUGGGAGGAAGUGAAAUCCCUGCAGGAACUUCUGGUGGUGUCUCAGGCAAAACUCUCCAACCCGGAAGUUAUACCACAGAGGCCACAACUUUCAUAGGAGGAAGCGGAACAACAAGGGGUGGAAUAGCCUCAGAGGCCACAAGUUCCACAGGAGACAACAGGACCACCCCAUCAGAAGCUCCAGGAGGUACUCCUGGUGAAUUCUCCACAACAACCAUUAUAUCUGGACAUUCCAACACAGGGGCCACAGGUUCCACAGAAGGCAGGGGCAGUACUGGAAGUGAAUCCAGAACAGUACAACAGCCACCAGUGGGGCAGCUCCUGGCACAACUGCUGCCCCUGGCAGUUAUAAUACAGGUGAGUCUGCAGGUUGGCAGGAAACCUUUUAAGGGUCCUUGA